This is a messenger RNA of Brenthis ino (lesser marbled fritillary), 765 nucleotides long. The record is from the annotation of a GenBank genome assembly. Lineage: Eukaryota; Metazoa; Arthropoda; Insecta; Lepidoptera; Nymphalidae.
AUGGGAUGGUGCGUUUUUCUCAUAUUUCUUGGGGCGAUAGUUUCCGUUUCCUGCCAAAAUUGUAGAGGGGAAGAACCGCGGGAAAAAAAAUGUGAAAAUGUUUGCGAUAACGGAGUUUGUAAAAUACGCGCAGCACUAUUGUUGCCCAAGAAUACAACGUAUGAUGCAAACCUGCCUGUGGUUGAACCUGUUCUCGAGCUGGCCCUGCUGUCUGAUGCCGUUCGAGAAGCCUUCCCAUCAUGGAUUCGUUUCGAAUGGCUAACCUAUGACGUAACAGAUUGUGAUGCUGCAUACGCAGUCAUAUCAGCAAUCGAUGCCUACAACGAUUGCGCCCAUGUUUUCUUCGGACCAUCCUGUGAUUAUGCUCUAGCAUCCGUAGCGAGGAUAACGAAAUUUCUUCGCAACACUGGCACGCCUUUAGUUACAACAGGCGGUUUUUCCUUCGACUUCGUAAGACCGAAGAAAACGUGUCAAGAUGAAUACUACAUGAUGGUACGAGCUGGUCCACUGGGAUUCAAGGAUAUAGCAUACUUCAUUAUCGAUGUUAUGCGACAUUACAACUGGCGGCAACUUCUACUCAUAAACGAACCCGACGCUCAAGAACAAGUCGCUGGAAAAUCCACCUGCCACCUCAUGAUGAAAACCUUCGCGAAUUACUUGAAAAUUGAAGACAUUAUCUAUACUCCGUGGGACACUACUUCUGAUGGCGGUCUCAAUUACACAGAAAAUUUGAAAUUUUAUCUCGGCUAUAAAUAUACAAGUAAG